This is a messenger RNA of Wallemia ichthyophaga EXF-994, 693 nucleotides long. Its product is annotated as Transmembrane protein. The transcript has 2 exons. The coding region runs from base 1 to 693 and encodes 230 amino acids. The record is from RefSeq and is a predicted model, not a curated record. NCBI's taxonomy places the organism in Eukaryota, Fungi, Basidiomycota, Wallemiomycetes, Wallemiales, Wallemiaceae.
AUGGAAAACACAAUAGAUGACUUACACGUACACGUGCCAUUAUUCGAUAAGAUAGUAGAAUCUACGCGAUUGGCUAACAUGGAUGGUACGUGGCCCGGGAUGACCACGCUACUUACCAAAAACGGUGGGGCUGUAUAUCUGAUUCUGCUUGGUGCUCUACUUGGUGUACAGUUGUGGCAGAGCUACAUAGGGGCCGUGGUGACAUACAAGACAUUGCCCAAAAACACUUUCGGUAGACUGCAAGCCAAAUUAGUACCUGCAUACACUAUCGUUGCAAGUACACUUGCUAGUGCUUUGCUUGGUAGGUGGAUCGUACACCGCGCCCACGCGCUCGAUUUCGGCAGUCUGUGCGAGGUCGUUAGGGGAUUGGAGUACGCGGGUGUUUACUCAGCUAUCCACACCAUCCACACGGAUGCUUUCAACACUAUCCUCCUCGCUGCUGUCGGUUUGGCUCACUUUGUCAACUUGGCGGUACUCGCUCCGGCUACAACUGACUUCAUGUUCGCCCGUCAUCGAUUGGAAGCAGACGAAGCAAGCCAAGAAAAGAAAACAGAUGUUUCGCCUGAAAUGCACAAGCUAAACAUGAAAUUUAACAUAUUACAUUCUCUCAGUAGUUUCGUGGACCUGAGUGCAUUGGCUGCUACACUCUUGCACGCUCUGUUUGUGGGAUACAUCGGAACAAACAAUCUGUGA